This is a messenger RNA of Truncatella angustata, 1239 nucleotides long. RefSeq lists its product as uncharacterized. The coding region runs from base 1 to 1239 and encodes 412 amino acids. Lineage: Eukaryota; Fungi; Ascomycota; Sordariomycetes; Amphisphaeriales; Sporocadaceae. The record is from RefSeq and is a predicted model, not a curated record. The transcript is spliced from 3 exons. Gene Ontology annotation, molecular function: DNA binding. Gene Ontology annotation, biological process: regulation of DNA-templated transcription.
AUGUCUACACUCGCCAUGCCUUUUCCUCAACACCACACCGGUUUCCACCGCGAGUUCCAGUGGCAAGAACCCCGUCAUAUCGAUAUUUCUCGACCACGAAAUGAGCCUGAAAAGAUUGCUCUGCCUUCCAUUCGACAGGCAUUCCCAGAACUCCACUUACAGGUGCAGCAAGGUAUCCCCUCAAGGACACCUUCUGCCACUUCACCAACCUCCGGGCCUUCUGGAGUAUUAACUCCUCCCGAAUACACCCACUCACCUAACCAGAACAAAAGGAGGCGGCUUUCAAUCGACGGUGACAGGGACAUGGAGAGACCUAGUCAAAUACCUCGACUUUACGCCAGCCCGCCUCGAGUGAUCUCCCGGCACCAGUCUCCUGGCAUCAGUCGUCCAAUUCCUGAGCCAUGGUCGGCUUCCGGAAGGACUAGCCCAUAUUUGAAGAACUGUGCCAUACCAUCCAUGCGGUCACCAAGAGCAGUCGAAUUCCGCGAGCGAAUGGAAUCGCGGCUCAGUUUGCCAAGUCUACCUCAAAUGGAUUACGAGCGAAAUGUGGCCAUGAAUCGAAUGAGGAGCAUUUCUCGAGAUGACUUUGUACAGGAGUCUAUGAUACAAGGCAUUCCACACAUGGCCGGUGUCCCCAUAGAGGCACCCGCUCCGGCUCACUACCGGGCACCGAGCUAUGAAUAUGCAUACCACCACCCGACGAGAGUUCAAUCAUUGUCGCUAGGGUCGAUACACCCACUAGACCGCACGCCAUUUGCACCAGGCGCCUAUGGCCACCCCUUCCAAGAGACGUUUAUGCGAAUUGGAGAGCUGGGUAUGGGUAUGGGUGGAGACAACAAGCAACGAAAGCGCCGGGGCAACCUUCCAAAGGAGACUACGGACAAACUCCGUGCUUGGUUCGUGGCACAUCUUCAUCACCCAUACCCAACAGAGGAUGAGAAACAGGAGCUCAUGAGGCAGACUGGAUUGCAGAUGAACCAAAUUUCUAACUGGUUCAUCAACGCACGCCGUCGCCAGCUCCCAACUAUGGUCAACAACGCUCGUACCGAAUCUGAGGCCAUGGCAAGCCGUGGUGGCGACAGCAAAGUCUUGCCUUCAACUGAAAGGGCGGAGUACGAACACGAUGGCAAGCGGGCCAGUGUGCCGCUUAGCGAUGGCGAGGGUAGCGCCUAUGACGAAGUCGACAUGGACACCCUUGCUCGCCGUAGGUCGGCCAACAUGAAGCGUGGCAGUAUCUGA